CCGGGGCCGCCGCGGCCAAGAUGGCGAGCGGAGGGGCCGCCGGGGGCCGGGAGCGCCGCGCAGGUUUUGUGUAAUGCCAGGCGUUCCUUUCUAUAUAACUUCUCAGAGCCGGUCAGGAUUUCAGAAUGAAUCAGUGCCCUUUGUUGACAACUUGUAAUGCCAGAACUCAGUCGGACCUUCAGGAUCAGUUGAGACUUUGGGCGACGUACCUGAGCACAUCCUUAGAGGGCUUCCCGAGGAAGUGAGGCUCCUCCCGUCCACUGUGGACAAGACCCGGCUUGGUGUCUGGGCCACAAAGCCCAUUUUCAGAGGGAGGAAGUUUGGCCCCUUUGUUGGCGACAAGAAGAAACGGUCCCAAGUGAAAAGCAAUGUGUACAUGUGGGAGGUAAAGAAAAGCGGAGGAUGGGUGGCGCUUCCCUUCCUUGGCAGUAGGCCCCAAAGUCUAUUACCCAAAUUUGGGAUGGAUGUGUGUUGACGCCACGGACCCAGCGAAGGGGAACUGGUUGCGUUAUGUGAACUGGGCUCGCUCAGGAAAGGAGCAGAAUCUUUUCCCGCUAGAAAUCAAUCGGACCAUUUACUACAAAACGUUAAAGCCAAUUGAGCCUGGGGACGAACUCCUGGUCUGGUACAAUGGGGAAGAGGACCCGCGGAUAGCAGCCGCGCUGGAGGAGGAGCGCACCAGCCACCGCGGCAAGCGGAGCUCCCCUAAGGCCAAGAAAGGAAAGAAAAAAUCCCAGGAGGCUAAAAGCAAAGGAAAGAAAGCCAGGGACAAGAAGCGGAGGGCUCCUUUGGGUCUGGAUUUAAUGCCUUUCGAUAUGAGGGAGACCAAGGAAGGGCAGUCCACAUAUCUGUGGCUUGCAGAAGGGAAUCAUCCCAGACAUGGGGAAUAUUCCAGGGUGCUGCCUUUGUUUCCUCUGUCUCCAGGCCAUAAGCCAGAGGAUGAAGCCCCCACCGUCUCUGCAGUUUUGCCCCUGGACCAGGCUGCUGUCAUCCAGGAGAUGGUGAACCAAGAUGCACUUCCCCGCCUGCUCAUCUCCAGCCCAGCCAGCGAGCCGCCCGCCACUCCUGAGGACAAGCCGGAAGGGCUGUUGUGUGGGUCCAAAGACCUAGAAGAGGACCCCGAGGAGGAGGCUGAGGAAGAGGAAGAGGAGGAGCCUGUGGAGGAAAUGGGGGAGGAAGAGGAGGAGGAAGAGGAGGAGGAGGAGCCUGAGGAAGAAGAGGAGGAGGGGAGCUUAUCUAAAGAAAACCCAGAUGUGGAAUCCCCGUCCGCGUGUGAAGACAAGCUGGAGUCUGUGGAGGAGCAGAGCAGCCUGUCCGAGGGCUCCCCCGGAAGCUCUCCCAAGAAAAAGCCUUUGGUGAGGUUUCCCAGAGCGAGAGGCGAGUCUGGCGGGGGCGCCCCGGGGGCGUCCAUGUUCCCCUGCCAACACUGCGAAAGGAAGUUCACCACGAAGCAGGGCCUGGAGCGCCACGUGCACAUCCAUAUCUCGGCCAUCGGCCACGCUUUCAAGUGCCGCUACUGUGGCAAGGCCUUUGGGACGCAGAUCAACCGCCGGCGGCACGAGCGGCGGCACGAGGCGGGGCCGAAGAGGAAGCUGCUCCUGCCCUCAGCCUCCGCCCAGCUCUCCGGAGGCAGUGCCCAGGCUGCCGAGGGGGGCAUCCAGGGCGACGGCAAGGUCCGACAGGAGGCCCCGGCCCCGGAGGCCGAGAACGCCCCUUCCAAAACGCCGCAUCUCCCGUCUUUUGAGGAGAGCAAAGAGCCCAAAGAGUCGCACCCGUGCCAGUACUGCAGGAAGGUCUUUGGCACCCAUACCAACAUGCGCAGGCACCAGCGCAGGGUCCACGAGCGGCACCUCAUCCCCAAAGGGGUCAGGAGGAAACCGGAGGAGCCCCAGGUGCCGGCCGGACAAGCCCAGCACCCCUCGAGCGCGUACGUGGCCAGCACGGACCUCGAGGAAGAAGGGGAAGCCGACGACGCGUACGUCAUGGACGUUUCCAGCAACAUAUCCGAGAACCUCAACUACUACCUUGAUGGCAAGAUCCAGUCCAACAGCAGCACCAGCAACUGCGACAUGAUCGAGGUGGAAUCUGGCUCCGCCGAAGUCUUCGGCAUCAACUGCCUCCUGAGCCCCGUGGCAGUGGAGAUCUCCCCCAACGUCAAGGCGGUGCCCGUCCGCCUGGUGGAGGGGUUGAAAGAGUCACCCGUCGGCGGACACCCGGAGGCCAAAAAGCGGAGGACGGCGAGCCCCCCGCUGCUGGCCAAGAUAAAGACAGAGACGGAGGUGGAGCCGAUCGCCUCGCUGUGUUCCCUGACGAUUCCCCUCACCAUAUCGACGGUGGAGAGCUUGCCGUUCCCCAAGGAGAAAAGCAUUUACCUGUCGUCAAAGCUGAAGCAGCUCCUUCAGACGCAGGACAACAACAAAGUGGCCCCCUCUCCCCCGUUGUCGGCCCCGGGGGAAAUCCCAAAGCUGGGGCUCCCUGCUGCAUCCUCCCCUCUGCUCCCCGCGACCUCGAGCAGGUUCAAACGGCGCACCAGCUCCCCGCAGCACAGCCCGGGCCUCCGAGACCCGGGCAAAGCCGGCGAAGGCCAGCCCGCCUGGAACGAGGCGGCCCUGAGCGCGAAGCUUCCCAAGCUGGAGAGACGCAGCGACUCCCCUGCGUGGAGCUUGUCCGGGAGGGAGGAAGGAGAAGCCACGAGUCCCCUUCGUCCAGAGGAGUACCCGGCAUCGAAGGAGUGGGCGCCAAGCCCUCCGUUCGGGAACGUGUGCAACCAGCAGCCCUUGGAUCUGUCCAGCAGUGUGAAGCAAAGGUCGAAUGGGAAGGGCAGAGCUCAGGGGCCCUGGGAAUCCGUGCUCGACCUCAGUGUGCACAAGAAGCCCUGCGGCAACAGCGAAGGCAAGGAGGCCCCCUCGACCCCGCCAGCGGGGGGCGCCGUCAAGAAGAAGCCCACCACCUCCAUGUUGCAGAAGGUUCUGCUGAAUGAGUACAACGGGGCCAGCUUGGCACCCGAAAGCCCCUCCCCGGACACGAGCGCAGGUCCGAAGGCCCACAAGCUACCUGAGGCGCAGUCGCCGCCAGGCCCUGCCCCCCCAGCCCCCGCCGUAGAGUUGGGCUGCCCAGGCCUCGCCGCCGAGAUUUCUUUGCCCCCAGCGCCAGCCUGCCAGGCGCCAUCGGUCUUGGCCCGAACAGCUUCUCCUUCCCACCCUCCGUGCCCUCCCAUGCUCAAAGUCCCCACCCCCCCACCCCCUCUCCUUCCCACUGUUCCUUCACCACUCCCGGAAGACCCCAUCAGCACCUCUCCAAGUUGCUGCCCCUCCCCCCUGUCGAAUGCCGCUGCCCCCUCCCCCCUCCCCAUCCUUUCUCCGACCCUCUCGGCAUCUCCGGUUCAUUCCGCAGAGCCUCUCAGCUGCACUUCGCCUGGGCCGCCCACCCUCUCCUCCUCCUCUCCCUCCUCCUCGUCCUCGUCCUCCUCCUCCUCCUCCUCCUCCUCCUUUUCUUCCUCUUCCUCAUCACCGUCCUCCUCUCCUUCCCCCCCUCCUCUCUCUCUGGUUUCUUCCGUCCUCUCCCCUGGCGAAAACCUGGAAAAUUCAGCCCCCCUCAUGACCUUUAAGCAGGAGGAGGGAGAGACCCGGUGUCAGAAGCUGAGGGAGGACCCCCACCACCUGAGCGCCGCAGACGCCCUCCAGGAAGGCUUCAGUAGGAGCUUUGUGUGCAACGUCUGCCAGGCCCCUUUCCUCGCUAUCAAAGAUCUCACCAGGCAUCUGUCCGUUCACGCCGGGGAGUGGCCCUUCAAAUGCGAAUUCUGCGUGCGGCUCUUCAGAGAGAAGGCGGGCUUGUCGGAGCAUCGCUCCCGGCUCCACGGGGUGGGCGACAUCUUCGUGUGCUCCCUCUGCAAGAAAGAGUUUGCUUUCCUGUGCAACCUGCAGCAGCACCAGCGGGACCUCCACCCCGACAAAGAAUGCACCCACCACCAGUUCGAAAGUGGGAUCCUGCGACCACAGAACUUCACAGACCCCAGUAAGGUCGACGCGGAACAGAUGCGGGGCCUGCCCAGCGUUGCUUUGGAGUCCUCUAAGGAGGAGGAGGAGGAGGAGGAGGAGGAGGGCGGGGCGUUGAACGACUCCUCCGAAGAGCUCUAUACCACCAUCAAGAUCAUGGCAGCCGGAGUCAAGCCCAAAGACCCAGACAUCCGCAUGGGCCUCAACCAACACUACCCAAGUUUUAAGCCCCCUCCGUUCCAGUAUCACCACCGGAACCCCAACGGGAUCGGGGCGACGGCCACAAACUUCACCACUCACAACAUCCCUCAGACCUUCUCCACCGCCAUUCGCUGCACCAAGUGUGGGAAGAGCGUGGACAACAUGCCCGAGUUGCACAAGCACGUUUUGGCUUGCGCUUCAGCCAGUGACAAGAAGCGGUACACUCCAAAAAAGAACCCCGUGCCUCUGAAACAGGCGGUCCGCCCCAAAAACGGGGUGGUUUUGCCCGGCCCCGCCAACCACAGCUUCCGGCGCGUGGGCCAGCCCAAGAGGCUCGACUUCGGCGUCGAGGUGAGCCGGAUGGCCUCCGACAAGCUGAAGCUCAGCGCCCUGAAGAAGAAGAACCAGCUGGUCCAGAAGGCGAUUUUGCAGACGAAGAGGUCGCAGCAGCGGGCGGAGCUCAGGAACAGCAGUGUGGAGCCCAGCGCCCACAUCUGCCCCCACUGCAGCAGGGAGUUCACGUACGUCGGGAGCUUAAACAAGCACGCCUCCUACAGCUGCCCGCAGAAGCCAGUUUCCUCUUCCUCGAAAAAGAAGGCCAAAAAGAAAAGCAGCGGGAUGUCGUCCCCCAGCAGCAACAAGAGCGGCGCCAACCCGCGCCGGCGGACGGCCGACACCGAGAUCAAAAUGCAGAGCGCUCACGCGCACCUGGGGAAGACCCGGGCUCGCAGCUCGGGGCCCGCGACCGUCCAGCCGCCCCCCGCCUCCUUCAAGCUGAAGCAGAACGUCAAGUUCGCGCAACCUACCAAGUCCAAGAAGGCCCCCCCUCCGCCGGCAGCGAGGAACAUCGGCCCAGCGAGGGUGGGCAAGGCGGUCCCGCUGGAAGGGAAGCGGAGCAAGGGAGUCGCAAAGGGCGGCUCCCCUGGACUGCUCAGCAAAGCCUCGCGCAAGCUGCACGUCCGCAUCCAGCGCAGCCAGGCGGCCCUGGCCAGCAAGAAGAAGGCCGACCGGUUCGGGGCAAAGUCGUCGAGGGAGCGGGUCGGGGGGCCCGUCACCCGGAGCUUGCAGCAGGCGACCUUUGCCGAGGCCACGGAGAACAGGAGGGAGGAGAGCUUGGCCCGGCCGGAGCCGAAGGACUUCAGGAACCUUCUUUAAGGAGACGACAAGCCGAACCCUCCGCGUGUGUAAAUGAGAUUUUCCAAGCGACGGGCUCGAACCAUCUCCAUCCUGCUCAGCGCAGCAGGAGGCGCACAGAGGCCCCGUCCUCCGGGCACGAACGGCCCGGGCAGAGCUGAGGAGGCCGCGGACCCCCGCUGACGUGCUGCGCCGGAGCCAGGCUCGGGUUGCCCCAGACAAGCCAUUCUUAGCUGCAGAGACAAGACUCGCAGGGUGCGGUUGCCCCAUUCUCCCCUCGCCCCCGCCAGCCCUGGCUUUUUUAUAAAGCAGGUGGUCAGACUCGACGGGAGCAAAUUCCGCCAGGGCGUUCCUUGCUUAGGCGCCUGGCUUUUCUCUGGUGUGGCCAGGUGAGACGCAGACGACAGCUCAGCUGAGAGCGUUGCCAAACGCACUGAGAGCAGAGCUGCUCAGAAGGCCCCGGCACGUGUCAGGGAUGACAGACAGCUCACGCUGCAUCCAGAAUAUUUCUGGUCACCCCUCCGGUCUCUGAAGGCCUUUGUUUUACACCAGCCGGUGCAGAGACCACCUGGGAUUUCUUCCUGCUCCUCCACCUCCACACCGCCGCCGCCGCCGCUGCCUCACCGGUUUGGUUCCGGUCCCUGCUUUUCCAAAACAGCUUCUUCGCACUCUUGGGGAGCAAGAGAAACGGUGGUGCGGCCAGCCUUAAGGAUACCGAUAUCCAAAAUCCUCCAGGGUGGAUGAGGCAUCCACAGCUUCUUGUGAACGAAUUGCUCACCACAGAACACUAUAGCACAAAGAAUGCACAGAGAAACGGCUGUUAAUUGGCGGGCUGUGGGCAAAGCGAGAGCUACUUUUUUCCCCUGUCGUGAAGCAGAAUCGAAUCUCCCACCCCCACCCCCUUUCCUGGGGUACAGCUCCCUUUUUUCCAGAGGCGUGUUCUGAAAACUUGCCUUUCCAUUUCGGCGAACAGCAGUUCUUUCGUUUCACUUAGGCCACCCCCCCGGUUUUUCAAAGCUAUUUGUUCUUGACUUAAAAAAAGAAAAGUAAUCUACCUCUUAAAAUUUGAAGUUUCGAUGUUGUUUUGGUGGCUUCAUGCCACUUUAACCGCCUCUCGCUAUCAUUCCCUUUCAUUUGUUUUCUUGGUUUAUGGGGACAUCUACAUGAAACGGUUGUACAAAGCAUUUGUAGCAAGUUUGGAGAGGGGGGAUGAAAUAUUUAAAAUUAUUUAAAUUGUUUUUGACACCUCGGUUGUAUUAUAUGUGAUUUACAUUUUACAUGAAUUUGUUUAUGUGGGGGAGAGGAGAGGGUCUUUAUCUGAAGAUGGCUCUUGUAUUAAAGUUGGCUGUUCCGUAGUUCUUCAUUUUUCCCCUUUUUCUCAUUGGAGAGUGAUGCAAAGGCUAUUCUAUAAAAAACAUUAAAAUUUCCAAUUUGCCAUACAAAAACCAAAA
Molecule: messenger RNA, 6781 nt
Organism: Candoia aspera
Lineage: Eukaryota; Metazoa; Chordata; Lepidosauria; Squamata; Candoiidae
Gene: PRDM2
Product: PR/SET domain 2
Exons: 10
Coding region: 465-5351 (1628 amino acids)
Biological process (GO): regulation of transcription by RNA polymerase II
Cellular component (GO): nucleus
Molecular function (GO): protein binding; DNA-binding transcription factor activity, RNA polymerase II-specific; RNA polymerase II transcription regulatory region sequence-specific DNA binding
Source: RefSeq, a predicted model, not a curated record